CCGGGGGAGAAGGGGAGGGCCGGGAGGCGGCUCCCCGUCCCUCUCGGCGGCGAUUUCAAGCGGCGGCGGGGCGGCCGGGCUAAGAUGGCGGCUGGCGGGGCAGGAUGAGCGGCGGCCGGCAGAGCACUUUGCCGCAGUUGUGGCGGGGGUCCCGCAGCGAAGCCGAGCGCAGGGACGCGGGCGGUGACAGCGAUGACGAGCUGCUGCUGGCGGCCGCGGCCGCCGCCGACCCCGGGCCGCUGCGGGGCUUCAGCGAGGCGGCGGGGGCCAUCUGGAUCUACCCCACCAACCUGCCCGUGCGGCCCUACCAGGAGCGCAUGGCCGGCGCCGCGCUGCUGGCCAACACCCUCGUGUGCCUGCCCACGGGGCUGGGCAAGACUUUCGUGGCCGCCGUGGUCAUGUACAACUUCUACCGCUGGUUCCCCUCGGGGAAGGUGCUGUUCCUCGCCCCCACCAAGCCGCUGGUGGCGCAGCAGAUGGAGGCGUGCGGCCGCGUCAUGGGCAUCCCGUGGCGGGACAUGGCGGAGAUGACAGGAGGAACGCAGGCUCUGGGCCGGCGGGAGCUGUGGAACACCAAGAGAGUCUUUUUCCUCACACCUCAGAUAAUGGUCAAUGACCUCUCUCGUGGGACCUGUCCUGCUGUGGACAUCAAAUGUUUGGUUAUUGAUGAAGCCCACAAAGCCCUUGGCAAUCAUGCCUACUGCCAGGUGGUGAGGGAGCUGAGCAAGUACACGAAUCAAUUCCGAGUCCUGGCCCUGAGUGCCACCCCAGGCAGUGACACCAAGGCAGUGCAACAAGUUAUCUCCAACUUGCUGAUAGCUCAGAUAGAGGUGUGUGCCGAAGAUUCUCCAGAAAUUCAGCCUUAUUCUCACGAGAGACAAGUGGAAAAAAUUGUAGUUCCACUUGGGGAAGAACUGGUAGAAAUUCAGAACACUUACAUCAAGGUGCUGGAAGCGUUUGCUGGGCGCCUGAUUAAGGUGGGAGUUUUAUCCAGGAGGGAUAUUCCCAGCCUCACCAAGUACCAGAUCAUCCUGGCCAGGGAUCAGUUCAGGAAGAACCCCUCUGCACAACAUGCAGGAAUCCAUCAAGGCGUCAUUGAGGGAGACUUUGCCCUUUGCAUCAGCCUGUACCACGGCUACGAGCUGCUGCUGCAGAUGGGAAUCCGCUCCUUGUUCAUCUACCUGUGGGGAAUCAUGGAUGGAUCCAAAGGGUUAUCCCGCACCAAGAGCGAGCUGGGGCGCAACGAGGACUUCAUGAAGCUCUACCAGCAGCUCCAGGACGUGUUCUCAGACACUGCUGUGGCUCCUGAGAGUGCAAGUGCUGGCAAGAGCACAGCAGCAUUGGGAAAGAAAAAGGAAUUUGUCUACAGCCAUCCAAAAUUAAAGAAAUUGGAAGAAAUUGUAAUAGAACACUUUGAAUCCUGGAAACAGGGAUGUUCUGCAGAUGAAGACAAGAGUGAAAGCUCUCCUGGGGACACGAGGGUGAUGAUCUUCUCCUCGUUCCGGGACAGCGUGCAGGAAAUCGCGGAGAUGCUGGCGCGGCUCAGCCCGGCCGUGCGGGCCAUGACCUUCGUGGGACACUCCUCGGGCAAGAGCACCAAGGGUUUCACCCAGAAGGAGCAGCUGGAGGUGGUGAGGCGGUUCCGGGAGGGGGGGUACAACACCCUGGUGUCCACCUGUGUGGGAGAGGAGGGGCUGGACAUUGGUGAGGUGGAUCUCAUCGUGUGCUUCGACGCCCAGCGCAGCCCCGUGCGCCUGGUGCAGCGCAUGGGCCGCACCGGCCGCCGGCGCCACGGCCGCAUCGUCGUCAUCCUGGCCCAGGGCCGCGAGGAGAGGACCUACAACCAAAGCCAGUGUAACAAAAGGAGCAUCCACAAAGCCAUUUCAGGGAACAAAACCCUUCAUUUCUACCAGCACAGCCCACGGAUGGUUCCAGAAGGCAUCAAUCCCAAAGUGCACAAAAUGUUUAUCAGUGCUGAAGAACAGGAGCCCAGCAGCUCAAGGAUGCUUUCCAAAGAGAGGAGAUCCAGUUCCCUGCAGCACAAAUCUGCUCUCCAUGCCUGUGGCACUGGCCAAAAGCAAAUGAGCUCCCAUGAGAGCUGGUCCUUGUCUCCUGAGGAGUUUGAAAUAUGGGACAGACUCUACAGGAUUAAGGAAAGUGAUGGGAUAAAGGAACCAGUUUUGCCUCCAGUUCAGUUUGAAACCUUAGAAAACCUGCAAGAAACACCAAAGCCCCAGGAGGGGGCAGCUCUGGAGCUCUCUUUGUCUGAAUGGAGAAUUUGGCAGAAUCAGCCUCUGCCCACAUCCCUGGUGGAUCACUCGGAUCGUUGUCACCUCUUCAUCCAUGCCAUGGAAAUGAUGGAGCUGAUGAGGCACCAGCAGGGAGACUGCAGCUAUGGACAGGAGCUCCAGCCUCACCUGCGGAUGGAAGAUGUGGAUAUUCCAGGGAACAAAGGGCAUUUCUCCAUGGCCAACCUGCCCUGGGAUCAGAGAGCUCGCUGCUCCAGGAAAGACCUGGCAAAACCAAAACCAAAAUCAAACCUAAAACCAAAACCAAAACCAAAGCCGUUCCCACCUGAUACAGGUGAUGAUGGGAGUGAGUUCUUUGCCACCUUUAAAAUAACCAAACCCAGGGCUCCCAAGAGAGCUCCUGGACUCCACGGGGAGGUUCCUGCGUUGCCUGAGGAUCCUUCAGCCUCUCCCUCGGGAACAAGGCUCGCUGUGGCCGGACACUCGGACCUGGCCAGUGACAGGGACGAGGGGCUGGAGGUGACAUUUGACUUAAAUGCAUUUAUUGACCUGUGUGACAGCAGUGACAGCCCUGAGACCCCUGCCAGUCCAGCAGCACAGGAGAACAGCCCUGCAGGUAAAGCCAGCGGGAGGAUCCGCAGGGAUUCGGGGUACGGCACCUCCCCCGUGGCCUCGGACCUGUUUUAUCUCCCCGAAUCCUUCAGGGAUCCCUUCCCACAGCUGAAGGAUCCCCCAGGGCUGGAACAAGCAUUUUCCCAGGUGCAAAGGCUUUUGUCCCAGUCCCCUCCCUGUGGGGAUGAUCUGGAGGGUUUGGAGAGCCUGAUGAGGGGUGAAGGAACCACAUCUCCUGCCCCACAGGUUCUACCCCAUGGUUGCUCAGAGGCACUGCAGGACAGCGUCUCCCCAAAAACUGAUCCUUCACUGCUGCUCCUGGAAAAUCCCAAAGUGACAGCUCCCAGGGAAGUCUGUGCCUCCAGAAGUCCCUGUUUGGCCCAGACCGUGUCACCUAGCAAGGCUGCUGCUGAGGAGGAGGAGGAGGAGGAGGAGCUGUGGAAUGACAGCUUGGAUGGCCUGUUCGACAGCGAGGAGUUCCCUGAGAUCCCAAACAACGCUCCCAGCAGGAACCACCCCCUGACAAACGGCCCUCCCAAACUCAAGGACACGGGAGAGGCUGCCCUUGGAGCUGCUGCUGGGGAGCAGAGUCUCCAUCUGUUUGAGGAUGAGGCUGGUGAGGACACGGCCGAGGGCAGCCCCGCGGGCUCGGAGCCUCCAGCCAGAGCAGGUCCAGCUGGGACCAUCCCUGGGGCUGAGGGAGAGCCAGGCAGGGAAUUCCCCCCUGGGAGCCCCAGCCAGCCCUGCAGGGAGCAGCCCUGGAGCAGGGAAUCCAUGGGAACAUCAGCAGUGGAUGAUCCCUACGACUGCUCCCAGGACCUGUUCUCCAUCACCUUCGACCUGGGCUUCUCCAUCGAGGACAGCGGGGAUGAAACCUCGGAGGAGACCAGGAAUGCUGACAACCCCAAACUGAACGGGGCUGAAUCCACUGAGGAUGCAGAAAUCUCCCCAAGUGAUGGCUCCAGGCUGGGAACCUGGGCAGGGUGGGGCUGCAGAAGGAUGGAGAGGAGGGAGGUGUCCACAGCGCUGGAGAUCCAGGGCAGGGCCAGGGGUGACGGGGAAGGCACCGAGGCUGCUCCUGCUGCAGGGCCUGGCCUCAGCUCAGGACACAGCAGAACGGGAAGGGAACCCCCUGAAGCUUCACCAUUUCUGACCCCAACAAGGAGGAAAGGUGUGAACAUCAAAGCUGUCAAAAGAAUUCCUAUGAAAGUCUUCUGGAAUGGCAGGGAGCAAAUUGCAGAGGUGCCUCCUGUAGGGCAAGUCAGAGAAAGCCCACAGAGGCAGAACUUUGGGAGAUCAGCCAUGGGUUCCCCUUCAGGGAGGACAGAAGGCCUGGAAGACACCAAACUCCGUGGAUCCUGUGGGUCUCCUGCUGCAGGACCCAGCAGUGACAGCGAGGAAGAGAUCGUUUUCCAGAGGAAAAAAAGGAUAAAAAAGAAUGUUUUGAAAUCUCCUGAUGGGAUGGAUGGGAGCGAGCUGGAGUCUCCAGCCGCGGUCACCAGGAAACGCCGGCGCCCUCGGAACGUGUCAGACACGUCCAGCGAGGACAGUGGGGAUUUCCAGCAGGGCAGGAACAGCUCCAGGAGCCGGCCAGGAGCAGCCAAACGGCAGCGGCGCCUCAGCAGCCACACAGCCAAGGCCUUGGGCAGGCAGUUCCUGGACGAGGAGGCCGAGCUGUCCCAGCUCGAUGCUGAGGGGAUCUCAUCGGACGAGAGCGACGGGGCCGGGGAGGAGCUGAGCCCGUCCCUGGCCCAGUUCCUCAACGAUGAUGGAGAAGCCACCCAGGCCCUCAAUGACUCUGAGAUGAGGGGAGUUUACCUGAGCUCCGUGCGCAGCCCCGCCCUCGGCAGCAGAUACAAAAUGAUCCAUCGGGAAUUCAACCCCUCAGUCAUCUUCUCCCAGAUUCCCGAGCAAGACGCGGCUUACGCUGAGGACAGUUUCUGUGUGGGAGAUGAUGAGGAGGAGGAGGAGGAGGAGGAGGCUGGCAGUGGCUGCAGCCAGGAGGAAGAAGUGGCUGUGAGUUUGGAUGUGCUCGAGGCUUGCAGCAGGAGCCGGUACCUGACCCGGCGCAGGAAGAGGCUGAAGCAGGCGGGGCUGGCAGGGAACGCUCCUGCCCCGCUGCAGAAGAAGAAACCAUCCCGAAUUAUUGUCCUGAGCGACUCCAGCGAGGAGGAGACGGGAAGCAGCAGGGAGGAGCCCCUGGGGGCAGGGCAGGGCAAGGGGCAGCUCCCCAAGGCCCUGCCCUCAGCCCCCUCUGCCCAGCUCAGGAGCGGGGCUGGGGCAGCUCCUCAGCCUGGGGGACACCACACGGAGAGGCUGCUGGGCUUGGAAGUGUCUGGGAUGCUGGAUCUUCCCCCAGAGCAUCCAGGCAGGAGCAGAUCCAUCCCCCCAGCUGGCUCUGGCUGCAGGAACACGGAUCUGCAGGCUGCUGGUGAGCACUCACAGGUGUGCAGCUCUUUGAAGACCCACGGGAGCAGCUCAGACUCGGCGUGUCCUGCUGUCCCAAAGCCUUCCUCAGCCACAGCUCGGAUCUCCCGUGUUCCUGGAGAUCCCAGCCUGUCCCUGGCUGGGAUUUCUGUUCCUGGGGAUCCCAGCCUGUCCCUGGCUGGGAUUUCUGUUCCUGGGGAUCCCAGCCAGUCCCUGGCUCAGAUCUCCCGUGUUCCUGGGGAUCCCAGCCCAUCCCUGGCUCAGAUCUCCCGUGUUCCUGGGGAUCCCAGCCGGUCCCUGGCUCAGAUCUCCCGUGUUCCUGGGGAUCCCAGCCGGUCCCUGUGCAUCCUGGCAGACAGCCGGGAGAUCUGCUCUGGCCCGGAGGUGCUGUCGUGCCUGCGGGCCGUGCACGGGCUGCGGGUGCAGAUCUGCUCCCUGGGCAGCAGCGAUUUCAUCGUCAGCAACCGCCUGGCCGUGGACAGGGUGCUCCAGUCAGAGCUGCAGAGCCCCGGGAACAGGAACAAACUCAGCCGGAGGCUGCAGUGCCUGCAGGGCAUCUUCCAGAGGAUCUGUGUGAUUGUGGAGACAGACAGGGUCAGGCCAGGAGAAACAUCCCGGUUUUUCCAGAGGACUCAGUACUACGAUGGAGUGCUCUCGGCCUUGGUCCAGGCUGGGAUAAGGAUCCUCUUCAGCUCCUGCCAGGAGGAAACUGCAGCUCUGCUGAAGGAGCUGGCUCUGCUGGAGCACAGGAAGGACGCUGCCAUCCAGGUGCCAACCGAGCCGGAGGGGCACCGGCGGGACAUCCUCAACUUCUACCUGAGCAUUCCCAACCUCAGCUACGGAGCUGCCCUCAACCUCUGCCACUCCUUCGGCUCCAUCACCGCCGUGGCCAACAGCUCGGUGCCGGCGCUGGCGGCGGGAGCGCGGCUGAGCCGGGCCCAGGCCGAGGAGCUCCAUCGGUUCCUGCACCACGACUUUGACCCGCAGCUGCUGCCGCAGCCGCUGCCCGCCAGGGGCAAGAGCUGAGCCCGCACUCCGGGCCCUGCACUGCACUUUACCCGCUCGGGAUCGGAUGUAAAUGAUGUAAAUAAACAAACACUCGGCAAACCUC
Molecule: messenger RNA, 6399 nt
Organism: Poecile atricapillus (Black-capped chickadee)
Lineage: Eukaryota; Metazoa; Chordata; Aves; Passeriformes; Paridae
Gene: FANCM
Product: FA complementation group M
Exons: 23
Coding region: 105-6314 (2069 amino acids)
Biological process (GO): interstrand cross-link repair; replication fork reversal; double-strand break repair via synthesis-dependent strand annealing
Molecular function (GO): nuclease activity; four-way junction helicase activity; 3'-5' DNA helicase activity
Source: RefSeq, a predicted model, not a curated record